AUGGAAUCCAACCCAGAUUCAACGGCCUUAGCCCAGCAAGUUCAAGCCCUGGCAGCCACCAUCGAGGAACUCACCAGGCAGAACCAGGAAAUGAAGCUGCGGCUCCAGCAGGUCCAACAAGCUCAACAGGAAGAAAACCGGUCCAAGGGUAACACGGAGGGAGAGGGGGAUAGCCAACAGAGGGAAACCCCCCGGAGACCAACUACUCCGGACGAACAAAACUCAGAUCUUCUUCGGGAAAUGAGGAAAGAGAUGGACGAACUAAGGAGCGCCAUCAAGGAAAAGACAGACCGGAGUGUAGACAAGAUGAAAGGAGAAUAUAGCAAGUUCAGAGACGACAACAGGACCCAAAAAGAAUCCUUCAAUCGGGAUGACGACCAUACAUCCCAACCUCCACGCAAGGUGAUCGGGGAGAUAAACACGAUCACGGGAGGACCAUUCUCAGGAGGGUCAUUCAGAUCGCUUAGAAAAGCAUGCUACAGACAGGUAAACAGCGUCCACGCCAUUCCUCCGUCCAAGUACCAACGAACGUACCAAGAUAUGUCCUUUAAUGAAGGAGACGCCAGGGGAGUGAAACAGCCUCACAACGAUCCCCUGGUCAUAGUACUGAAUAUAGAAGGGUUCAAUACCAGAAGGAUCCUUGUUGAUAACGGAAGCUCAGCGGAUAUCAUCUACCUCCCAGCCUUCCAGCAGUUGAAGUUAGAUCCAAAAAGGCUCCGUCCUUUUGACUCUCCGCUGGUCAGUUUCAGUGGAGACAGGGUCUACCCCAGGGGUAUAGUGACUCUGACGGUGACAGUAGGAACCUACCCGUUGCAGCUGACCAAACAAGUAGAUUUCCUGGUUGUAGAUUGCCCCUCAUCUUACAAUGUCAUCAUUGGGAGGCCUACCCUAAACAAGUGGAAGGCAGCAACGUCCACAUAUUGUUUGAAGGUGAAAUUCCCAACAGACGAUGGUGUAGGUGAGGUGAAGGGUGAUCAGGUCCUGGCAAGGGAGUGCUACCAGGCCGUACUGGCAAGAAAGGAGAACCACACGUGGACGAUAGAAGAAAAAGAGGAAGACGGAGUGGAGACCCUGGAAGCAGUGGAGUUGGUAGAAGGAAAUGCGGACAGGACAACCAGGAUAGGGACGACGCUAAGCCCUGAGAUGAGAACGAGACUUAUAAAGUUCCUUAAAGGGAAUCUUGAUGUCUUUGCAUGGAGUCACGAAGACAUGCCAGGCAUUUCUCCAGAGAUCAUCCAGCAUAGACUGAAUGUGGACGCCAACAGGAAGCCCGUUCAGCAACGACGAAGAACUUUCGCUCCAGAGCGAGAUCAAGCAGUAGCAGAAGAGGUAACCAAACUCUUGACGGCUGGAUUCAUCUGGGAGGUAUACUACCCAGAAUGGCUCGCCAACGUCGUCCUGGUGAAGAAACCAAACGGAAAGUGGAGAAUGUGUGUAGACUUCACUGACUUGAAUAAAGCAUGCCCAAAGGACAGCUUCCCUCUACCAAGGAUAGACCAGCUCGUGGACUCUACCGCUGGACACAAGUUGUUGACGUUCAUGGACGCCUUUUCAGGGUACAACCAGAUAAAGAUGGCUGAAGAAGACCAGGAGAAGACCGCCUUCAUCACCAGCCAGGGACUCUAUUGUUAUAAGGUGAUGCCUUUUGGGUUGAAAAAUGCUGGAGCUACAUAUCAGAGGUUGGUAAACAAAAUGUUCAACCAACAAAUUGGCAGAAACAUGGAGGUAUAUGUAGACGAUAUGCUCGUCAAAAGUAAGGAAGAGCUCGCUCAUCUGGACGACCUGGAGGAGACUUUUACAACCCUGAGAAAACACCGGAUGAAGCUGAAUCCUAGCAAAUGUGUUUUUGGGGUAGCCUCGGGAAAAUUCCUGGGAUUCAUGGUGUCCCAGAGAGGAAUAGAAGCCAAUCCAGAAAAAGUACAAGCUAUCAUUGACAUGGUUCCACCCAAGACCGUCAAGGAUGUACAAAAACUUACGGGAAGGAUAGCAGCUCUAAACAGGUUCGUCUCUAGGGCCACAGACAAAUGCUUGCCCUUUUUCAAAACUCUCAAGCAGGCCUUUGCUUGGACUGACGAGUGCGAAGCAGCGUUCCAAGAGUUGAAGCGAUAUCUGAGCAGUCCACCUCUCCUGAGCCCGUCCAAAGGAGGGGAGAACCUAUAUUUGUACCUGGCAGUAUCAGCCUCGGCAGUCAGCGCAGCCUUGAUUAGAGAGGAAGGCAAGAAGCAACUCCCGGUGUACUACGUCAGCCAGGCCUUUCAAGGAGCUGAGUUCAGGUACCCAAGAAUUGAAAAGAUUGCGUUCGCGCUUAUAGUAGCCUCGCGCAAGCUCAGACCCCAAUUUGACAUCGAGUACCAUCCAAGAGUAGCCAUCAAGGCACAAGCUCUGGCUGACUUCAUCGCCGAAUUCACUCUUCCAGACGAAGAAGGAACUACUGACGAAGUUGAUAAAUGGACAAUACAGACAGAUGGUUCGUCGGCCCAAAAGAGGGGGGGAGUAGGGGUCGUCAUAACUACCCCCGACGGAGAAGUGAUGAAGUAUGGAGUUCAACUGGAAUUCCCAGCCACCAAUAAUGAAGCCGAAUAUGAAGGAAUAUUGACGGCCUUGAGGCUUGGAAAAGCUCUUGGUGCCAAAAAUUUGCUGGUCCAGAGUGAUUCAAAGCUGGUGAUCGGGCAGAUCAAUGGAGAGUAUGAGGCAAAGGAGGAAAGGAUGCAGAAAUACCUUAAAUUGACGAGGAUUUUAAUUCAGGAGUUCGACACAGUGGAUUUCGUCCAGAUACCAAGAAACCAGAAUAUUGAAGCUGACGAAGUGUCGAAACUAGCGUCGUCAGAAUCAGGAAUGAAAAGCGCAGACGUGGCAAUAGAAAUUCAGAAAUGCCCAAGUAUUGAGGAGGUGGCAGUACUCACCACCCAGAGCACAAACACCUGGAUGACGCCCUUGAUAUCCUUCCUCCGAGACGGACACUUACCCCAGAAUACUGACGAAGCCAGAAAGGUCAAAAAGAGAGCAGCCAGGUUCACGAUCCUAAAUGACGUCUUGUACAAAAGAGGCUUCUCUAUGCCCUACCUGAAGUGCGUCGACGAGGACGAGGCUAAAUACAUCCUAGAAGAAGUACACGGAGGAGUCUGUGGCGACCAUGCCGGCCCCAGAUCCCUAGUAAACAAGGUGAUAAGAGCAGGGUACUUUUGGCCAACCAUGCAGGGGGAUGCUGCUAACCUCGUCAGAAGAUGCAGCAGAUGCCAGCGGUACGGAAAUGUCCAACGGCUUCCAGCAGAGAAGAUGACGACCAUAUCCUCCCCAUGGCCAUUCGCGCAAUGGGGAAUCGACAUCGUCGGUCCUCUGCCCCAAGGUAAAGGUCAGGCAGUACAGGUCAACCAUGAGGCCUAUAAAUCAUUAAGUAACAAGAUUCCGCCUUGA
Molecule: messenger RNA, 3414 nt
Organism: Quercus robur (English oak)
Lineage: Eukaryota; Viridiplantae; Streptophyta; Magnoliopsida; Fagales; Fagaceae
Exons: 4
Coding region: 1-3414 (1137 amino acids)
Molecular function (GO): RNA-DNA hybrid ribonuclease activity; nucleic acid binding
Source: RefSeq, a predicted model, not a curated record